This is a messenger RNA of Mauremys mutica (yellowpond turtle), 1713 nucleotides long. Its product is annotated as zinc finger protein RFP-like. The transcript is spliced from 7 exons. Gene Ontology annotation, molecular function: protein binding; zinc ion binding. Lineage: Eukaryota; Metazoa; Chordata; Testudines; Geoemydidae. The coding region runs from base 1 to 1458 and encodes 485 amino acids. The record is from RefSeq and is a predicted model, not a curated record.
AUGGCUGCAGAGAACCCUGUGGAAAGUCUCCAGAAGGAAGCGACAUGUCCCGUCUUUCUGGAGUAUUUCACAGAACCUGUCAUCCUGGAGUGUGGGCACAAACUCUGCCGAGCCUGCAUCAGCCAGUGCUGGGAGGGAUACGAUACAGCCGCCUCCUGCCCUCAGGGCAGACAAACUGUGCAACAGGGAAACCUCAGGCCCAACAGGCAGCUGGCAAACAUGGUAGAAAUCGCCAAGCGACUGAGUUUACAGGCAGCAAAGGGAAGCGGAGGGGACGGGGUUUGUGGGAAACACCAGGAGGCUCUAGAACUGUUCUGUGAAGAGGAUCAAACCCCCAUCUGUGUGGUGUGCGACAGAUCCCGGGCUCACCGCUCUCACAAGGUGGUUCCCAUACAGAAGGCUGCCCAGGAGUACAAGCCAAAAAUCCAGACCCAAUUGAAGACUCUGAGGGCAGAGCGAGAAAAGCUGCUGGGAUUGAAAGUGACUGGAGAGGGGAAAAGCCAGGAGUAUCUGAAACAAACACAAACCGAAAAGCAGAGGAUUGUGUCUGAAUUUCAGCCACUGCGGCAGUUCCUGGAGGAACAAGAGCGACUCCUGCUGGCCCAGCUGAAGAAGCUGGACAAGGAGAUUGUGAGGAUCCAGACUGAAAAUAUCAGUAAACUCUCCAAGCAGAUAUCCCAUCUCAGUGAGCUGAUCAGUGAGCUGGAGGGGAAGUGUCAGAAGCCAGCGAGUGAAUUCCUGCAGUAUGUCAGAAGCACCUUGAGCAGGUGUGAGAAGAGGAAGUUGCAGCAGCCAGAGGAGAUUUCUCCUGAACUGGGAGAGCAAGUCAGUGGUUUCUCCCAGAAAACUAUUGCGCUACUGGAGGCUCUGAGGAAGUUCAAAGACACUCUGCCGUCUGCACUGGAGAGAAAAAGGGCGGAACCACUCGGAGCGCACAGACAGGCGAAUGUGACUCUGGAUCCAGACACGGCUCAUCCCAGCCUCGUCCUGUCUGAGCAUCGGAAACAUGUGAGAUGGGGAGACACAUGGCAGCAUCUGCCCAAGAACCCUGAGAGAUUUGACACUUGGCCCUGUGUGCUGGGCUGUGAGGGAUUCACCUCGGGGAGACAUUGCUGGGAGGUGGAGGUGGGGGGUGAGGGAGGCUGGGCCGUGGGGGUGGCCAGAGAGUCUGUGGGGAGGAAGGGAGGGAUCAGCCAUAGCCCUGAGGGGGGGAUCUGGGCUGUGGAGCAGUGGGGGGGUCUGUUCCGGGCUCUCACCUCCCCUGUGACCCCCCUGCCCCUGAGCCGGGCCCCCAGCAGGAUCCAGGUUUGUCUGGACUGUGACCGGGGGCAGGUGACAUUUAUCGAUGCUGGUGACGAGGCCCUGAUCUUCACUUUCCCGCUGGGCUCCGUCCCUGGGGAGAGAAUCCGACCCUGGCUUCGAGUGGGGGUAGGAUCCCGGCUCAGACUGUGUCCCUGAGACACACAGGGGAGGGGCAGGGGAAAUAGCUCUCUGGGAGCCCGGAGAUCAGCCUCUCUAGCCUCACACACACCCUUGUCUCUGUGACCUCUCCUUGUGGACUUUCUAUCAUGCUGUUUCUGUGACCCUGGAGGCUGCUGCGUGGUGUUGUCAGAUGCUACCGGUGUAGUGCUCUGCUCUGUUCAAUGUUGUCAGCUGCAUGUGUGUGUUCCCUUUGUGUGCUGCCCCGGCUCUGCGCAGAUAGCUGACACAGCA